Messenger RNA from Neolamprologus brichardi, 2598 nucleotides. NCBI's taxonomy places the organism in Eukaryota, Metazoa, Chordata, Actinopteri, Cichliformes, Cichlidae. The record is from RefSeq and is a predicted model, not a curated record.
CGAAAUUAUCACCUGUGCGGAGUAGAAGCAGGACCCCCAAAGGGAAAUCAGUGAGGGCAGCAGGAUUUGUUUUACAUUUUUCCGGCACAUUCUCCCUGUUGUCUGUGUUUGGAUUUGACAGUUGUUGUUUUUUUUUACGAGAAGCACGUCUGGAAAGAGAAAACGUUGAACACAAAAAUGGAAAUAGAGAGGGAGCUAAAGAAGGUGACGCUUGGCCAUGAGUUUGGUGCUGGAGCUGCCUGUUUGAAAUGCAAGGACAAGUGUGAGGGCUUUGAGCUGCAUUUCUGGAGAAAGAUAUGCCGAAACUGCAAAUGUGGCCUCACAGAGCAUGAUGUGGCGAUGAACUCGGAGGAGAACAAGAAGGUAGGCAAGCUGUUUGAGGACACCAAGUACACCGGCCUCAUCGCCAAGCUGAAGACGGAUGGGAUCCCCAGCUACCAGGGCAACAUGGUGACCAUCACUUUGCCUAGCCCUGCCACUGCUUACACGGUACCACCCAGUGCGACCUCUACUGUUGUGCCCCCUUCUGCCAGAGCCGGCUCUGUGUCGUCGUCUGCCACAGCUGGUCCUGUAUCCCCGUCUGCCACAGCUGGUCCUGUGUCCCUGUCUGCCACAGCUGGUUCUGUGUCCCCGUCUGCCACAGCUGGUUCUGUACCCUCAGCUGGAGCCUCUGCAGGUUCGACAGGCAUUGGGGUUCAGGGUCAGGCUCGGGUUCAGUCUGUACCAGCCAGUGCCACACCAGUCAGGGCUAGCAAAGUGCCAGUCACUGUCAGUGCCACAUCAGCCAACGUAGUGCCAGUUCCUAAAGAUGUACCAAUGAAGACUGUCACCUAUGAGUGGGCACCACCAGUGGCUAACAAGUACCUGGCUGUGCGUUAUAUUGAGUUGCUCCCACCAGAGAAACGCCCAGUGGUUGGUACAGAGGGAGCUGCUUACCGUCGGCAGCAGAUGGCCCGACAGCUACCUGAACACGACCAGGACCCGUCCAGGUGUCAUGAGCUGAGCCCUGCUGAAGUCAAGCUGAUGCAGCAAUACGUUCGCAAGUACAAGGAUGAAGCCCUGGGGGUUGGAGAUGUCAUGCUGCCUGAAGAGAUGGCUCUGGUUCAGGCAGGAGGGCUGGGUGGAUCUGGUGUUGGGGCUGGAGGGGCACCUACUGGUGGUGGUUUUGGACCUGCAGCUGGUGGAGUUGGAGCUGGUGGUGCUGGUGGAGUUGGAGCUGGUGGUGGUUUUGGACCUGCAGCUGGUGGAGUUGGAGCUGGUGGUGGUUUUGGACCUGCAGCUGGUGGAGCUGGAGCUGGUGGUGGACCACUUUCAGGGCCUGGCGUUGGACCAUCUGCAGGCUUUGGGCCAGCUGGAGGAGCCAUGGGUACUACUGCCACCGCUGGAGCCAUGAGUGUCCCUGGAGCUCAGCAAGCUGGACUACCACAACAGAACUUUUCAUGCCAUCAGUGCCAGCAGCCCAUGCGUAAGGGUGAGCCAGCUGUCUAUGCUGAGCGGGCCGGUUAUGACAAGAUGUGGCACCCAGCAUGCUUCGUCUGCUGUACCUGUAACGAACUGCUGGUGGACAUGAUCUACUUCUGGAAGAAAGGCAAGAUGUACUGUGGACGGCACUAUGGAGACAGCGAGAAGCCACGAUGUGGAGGCUGUGAUGAGCUGAUCUUCAGUAACGAGUACACUCAGGCUGAGGGCCAGAACUGGCAUCUGAAGCAUUUCUGCUGUUUUGAAUGUGACUGCAUUCUGGCUGGAGAGACGUAUGUUAUGGAGAAUGACAAGCCUGUCUGCAAGCCCUGCUACAUGAAGAACUAUGCUGUGAAAUGCUCAUCCUGCCAGAAUGCAGUGGAGCCUGAGGCCCAGAGGGUUUCCUAUGGUGAUUAUCACUGGCAUGCCGAGCCACAGUGCUUCAAGUGCUCCGGCUGCUCCAAAUGCCUGAUUGGCCAGCGCUUCAUGGCAGUGAAGAACUUCCUGUUCUGCUCUGUGGAGUGCAAGAAGAAAAUCAUGGCUUAAAGGGCCAAGACAAGUCCUUCAUCUUCUUCAUGAUCACUUGCGAAACCAGGAAUCGUACAGAGAGAACACUGGUACAGCUACAACAGUCUGUUAUGGUUCUUUUAACAGAAAUAGUGCCUGAUCUCUGUAGUAUGGAGAUCUACUCUAACAGUGAAACCGUUUGAAUUCAGGUACUUAUUGUAAGUCCAGAAAGAUCGCAGCACUGAUAUAUCUUGUAGUCUCAGAUAGUUUUAAAAAAAGGAGUUUCCACUUUUUUCCAGCCUUAAAUUUCUUGUUUGCUUUUCUUGCACUGUUAUUAUUUACAGAUGAGAUUUUUUUCUUGUUAAACUUGUGACCACUAACCUAUUGCUGGGUUUUUGUUUCUUUUGUUGUUGUUGUUUGCCACCUUUUUACUACUUUAUAUAAAAACUACUGACAUUCCCUUUCCAUGCAGCAAUGUUACUGUCAGUGUUAGCCAGAUUUGAGGCUGGUUGAAAGUAAACAAUCAAUGUAAUAUCAAACUUGCAGUCUGUAGCUAAAUUAGAAGUUUUGAUGAAUUAAAUUUGUGCUUUCAAUGAGACAUUAAAAGUAAAUUCCUCCAUCUUUGUCUACAAA